Postia placenta MAD-698-R-SB12 is the source of this 1008-nucleotide messenger RNA. RefSeq lists its product as hypothetical. The record is from RefSeq and is a predicted model, not a curated record. The transcript has 9 exons. Gene Ontology annotation, molecular function: catalytic activity. Bases 1 to 1008 code for a protein of 335 amino acids. NCBI's taxonomy places the organism in Eukaryota, Fungi, Basidiomycota, Agaricomycetes, Polyporales, Adustoporiaceae.
AUGUCCCCCUCGUCCUCUCUUCAAUGGUUUCUCCUUGCCCUCCCCGCCGCUGUCUUCUUCGCAUACGUCCUUACCGCUUUCCCACACGCCUCCACAACGCUCACCGUUCAUCCCUCACUGGCGACCCUCCCCAACGACUCCGCCAGUUGGUCCGUCUAUCCUGAGACGUUUUAUGAUGGGGGACAAUACGUGCGCUUUCCACAGGGUACCGUGCGAUACUGGCUCGUAGGCCCUGAAGACGGUGAACGCAUCGUUCUAAUCCAUGGAUUGUCCGUGCCUGCGAUCAUCUGGAAAGACGUUGCGCCGCAACUUGUAGACAACGGCUUCCGGGUACUGUUGUAUGAUCUGUACGGCCGCGGCUAUUCCGAUGCGCCUCAGACAACCUACGACGCCGGUCUUUACACGACUCAGCUCGCUCUUCUUAUGCAACAUGUAGGCUGGGACAAAGCAUGCAUCGCAGGCGUGUCAAUGGGAGGCGGCAUUGCUACUGCUUUCACUGCACAUUUUCCACAUCUUGUGACCGACAAGAUAGCGCUCAUCGCGUCCACUGGACUCCUAAAUCCUAGUGACCUGUCCCGAACCUCCAAAUUCCUCUCCUCGCCGCUCAUUCAAUUUUUUGCUGCGAGCUAUCCCUUCCGCCUUUACCUCCAAUAUCUCGCGAGUGGCAAACCGUCCAACGACCCUAUCGCCGAACUUGUGCGCAUACAGUCAGCGUACCUUCCGGGGUUCAACCCCGCUAUCGCCUCCUCGCUUCGGGACGGCCCUGUGCGCAGCCUCGCGCCCGCGUUCGCUGCGCUCGGCCGGCGCGCGAGCAAAGAGGGCACGCGUGUGCUGCUGGUGUGGGGCACGGCAGACGCGGUUGUCCCGUACCGCAACGCCGCCCGUGUGUGCACAUACGUGCCGGGAGCAGAGCUCGUGACGAUCGGGGGCGCGGGGCAUGAUAUCACGAUUAGUCACCCUCAGGAAGUGGGCGAGGCGCUCGUGCAGUUCUUUCGCGGGCGGGCGUGA